AGUUAACUAACCCUGCGAAGAAACGCGAAAAACCACCAAGACCACAAAAUAGUUGGAUUAUUUUUCAAAAAGAUUAUGAGGCUAAUUUACGUCUAUUUGAUCCUAAUGUCAAACACAAUAUUAAACAUACAGCAAAGAAAUGCUGCAGUUUGAAAUGGAAACACCAUCAAGAGCUUCUUUCAAAAUAUUGGAGAAAAUGGCUUGUAAAAAAUCAUGUGACCUAA
This is a messenger RNA of Ambispora gerdemannii, 224 nucleotides long. The record is from the annotation of a GenBank genome assembly. NCBI's taxonomy places the organism in Eukaryota, Fungi, Glomeromycota, Glomeromycetes, Archaeosporales, Ambisporaceae.